Messenger RNA from Medicago truncatula (barrel medic), 1049 nucleotides. RefSeq names its product probable plastid-lipid-associated protein 8, chloroplastic. The transcript has 4 exons. The record is from RefSeq and is a predicted model, not a curated record. The coding region runs from base 53 to 757 and encodes 234 amino acids. NCBI's taxonomy places the organism in Eukaryota, Viridiplantae, Streptophyta, Magnoliopsida, Fabales, Fabaceae.
AGAAAGAACUUGUUCACUGUUUGUGAGGUUUAGCGCAGCUCAGUAUACCGUCAUGGCUGCAACAACUUCUGCUUCUGCGUUUCGCUUAGUACCAUCUUCAUUCGAAAUCAGAAGCCAUAACAAUAAUAACUUUCCAACAUCUAAAUCAUUUAACAUCCGUUUCCCUCGCCGUAAAAACAGCUUAUGCGUUUCUGCUUCCGUUUCUAUUUCUAACACUGAUGUCCGAACAGGUCCUAAUGAUCUUGUAGCUUCUCUUCUUUCAAAGGUGGUGCAAACAGAUGGAGGAGUUUUACUUCAAAAGGAAGAACACAAAGAGGUGGCUGAAGUAGUUCAGGAAUUGCAAAAGUAUUGUGUGAAAGAGCCGGUGAAAUGCCCUUUAAUAUUUGGAGAGUGGGAUGUGGUGUACUGUUCACAGCCAACAUCACCUGGAGGCGGGUACCGGAGUGCAUUGGGCAGAGUUUUUUUUAAAACAAAGGAAAUGGUUCAGGUUGUUGAAGCUCCUGAUGUUGUGAGAAACAAAAUCGCGUUUACUGCUUUAGGCUUUUUGGAUGGAGAGGUUUCUCUAAAAGGAACACUCAAAGCUCUAGAUACUGAAUGGAUUCAAGUUGUAUUUGAAGCGCCUGAAUUGAAGUUAGGAUCAUGGAAAGGACAAUAUGGAGGUCAGAGUGAAGUUAAACUCCGAAUCACUUAUGUAGAUGAAAAAAUCAGGUUAGGAUUGGGAUCCAGAGGUUCGCUGUUUGUUUUUCGAAGAAUAUGAAUUUGGAUUCGAAUUCAAAUUCCUUUCAGGAAAAUUCUGGCAAGUUUGUAACUUGGCACAAAUUCAUGUAUAAUAUGAUUUUGUGAGUGUAUAUUUGUUAGAACUUAAAAAGAAAAAAACUUUCCAAGACAUCAUUACCCCUUGGCUGCAGAGUUUGUCUCAAAAUGCACUAGUAGGGUGCUAUAUUAUAGUUACAAAGUGGUGUAAAUGUGUAAUCAACUUGUUGUUCAGACAAAAAAAAUCUGACAAGAUUAUUUAAUUUAGGGAAUGCGAGGUAUGCUCUUUUUAUUUU